CCCGGAGCCCGCGCCGUGCGCAGGGGCGGGCGCCCCCGCCCGCGGCUAUAAAAACCUAGUCACCUGCUGCCACCAGCUACGCAGUGCAGCCACCCGCCUGGAGAAGCCAAGUCACCAUCUCCCGAGGCUGCUUUCCUGGACAUGGACCCUGAGACCUGCCCCUGUCCUACGGGUGGUUCCUGCACCUGUUCCGACUCCUGCAAGUGCGAGGGAUGUAAAUGUACCAGCUGCAAGAAGAGCUGCUGCUCUUGCUGUCCUGAGGAAUGUGAGAAGUGUGCCAAGGACUGUGUGUGCAAAGGUGAGGAGGGGACCAAGGCGGAGGCAGAGAAGUGCAGCUGCUGCCAGUGAAGACGAGCCCCCUCCUCGCGCCCCUGGAGCAUGUGUAAACAGUGCCCUGUGGUCCCAUGCCCCCUCCGUCCAUGCUAGGGCGUGGGUGUUGCCCCUUUCCCUGGCUGCCUGAUGGCAAGUGACAAUAAAUCCCACAAACAGCAUGAA
Molecule: messenger RNA, 495 nt
Organism: Jaculus jaculus (lesser Egyptian jerboa)
Lineage: Eukaryota; Metazoa; Chordata; Mammalia; Rodentia; Dipodidae
Gene: Mt3
Product: metallothionein 3
Exons: 3
Coding region: 142-348 (68 amino acids)
Biological process (GO): positive regulation of ERK1 and ERK2 cascade
Molecular function (GO): metal ion binding
Source: RefSeq, a predicted model, not a curated record